GUAAAACAAACAGUAUAUACUCUGUUUUCUUGAUUUUGUUGAUUUAGUUAGCCUUGAAAUCUGUUGAUCACGAUGUCCGAAUCUAUGAGCAUAUCAGUAAACGGACAAUCUCAAGUGCCUCCUGGGUUUAGGUUUCACCCGACCGAGGAAGAGCUGCUGCAGUAUUAUCUCCGGAAGAAAGUCAAUAGCAUCAAGAUCGAUCUCGACGUUAUUCGCGACGUUGAUCUCAACAAGCUCGAGCCUUGGGAUAUUCAAGAGUUGUGUAAAAUAGGAACAACGCCUCAAAACGACUGGUAUUUCUUUAGUCACAAGGACAAAAAAUAUCCAACGGGAACGAGAACUAACCGAGCUACGGCGGCCGGAUUUUGGAAAGCAACGGGCCGCGACAAGAUCAUAUAUAGUAAUGGUCGUAGGAUUGGGAUGAGAAAGACUCUUGUUUUUUACAAAGGUCGAGCUCCUCACGGCCAAAAAUCUGACUGGAUCAUGCAUGAAUAUAGACUCGACGACAACAUUAUUUCCCCUGAGGAUGCCGUUCGUGAGGUGGUGACUAUUAUUGGGGAGGCAUCACAAGACGAAGGAUGGGUGGUGUGUCGCAUUUUCAAGAAAAAAAACCUUCACAAAACCUUAAACAGUCCCACCGGAGGAGCUUCCCUUAGUGGCGGCGGAGAUAUGGCAAGGGCGACGUCCUCGUCGCAGAUGCUCAACGAUGAUACUCUCGAGCAGUUCCUAGAACUUAUGGGGCGAUCUUGUAAAGAAGAGCUAAAUCUAGACUCUUUCAUGAAACUCCCAGACCUUGAGAGCCCUAACAGUCUAAACAACAACUGCCACGUCUACUCUCCUAACACAAAUCAUCAUGAUGUUCACGUCAGCAACGUGGUCGACACUAGCUUCGUUACCAGCUGGGCCGCUUUGGACCGGCUAGUGGCCUCGCAGCUAAACGGACCCAUAUCAUACUCAAUCGCAACCGUCAAUGAGAGCCACGUGGAACAAGAUCACCUCGCCUUGCCUGGCAUAAACCGGUCCGGUUCGUACCACGCGGGCUUAAUUCAAGAAUAUACACCGGAGAUGGAGCUAUGGAACACGACCACGUCCUCUCUAUUAUCAUCAUCUGACUCAUUUCGCCACGUGUCUAACGGUAGUGGAUAG
Molecule: messenger RNA, 1146 nt
Organism: Eruca vesicaria subsp. sativa (arugula)
Lineage: Eukaryota; Viridiplantae; Streptophyta; Magnoliopsida; Brassicales; Brassicaceae
Source: the annotation of a GenBank genome assembly